This is a messenger RNA of Conger conger (European conger), 1956 nucleotides long. RefSeq names its product CD276 antigen-like. Lineage: Eukaryota; Metazoa; Chordata; Actinopteri; Anguilliformes; Congridae. Gene Ontology annotation, biological process: cell surface receptor signaling pathway; immune response; cellular response to lipopolysaccharide. The coding region runs from base 170 to 1372 and encodes 400 amino acids. Gene Ontology annotation, cellular component: external side of plasma membrane. The transcript has 7 exons. The record is from RefSeq and is a predicted model, not a curated record.
CCUGCUCUUUUGAUUCAGAGUCAGUGAUUGACGCGGACGACGGACGGCACCUCUCGCAAAUAGCCCCGGACCUUGUGAAAAAGGCAGCGAUUCCCUACAAAGGCUGUGAAGAGGAGACGAUGAGGUAAAAAAAUAUUUGAUCAAGCGGUAAUCACUCACUUCCGAGGGAAUGCUCAAAGCAGCAGUCAUGGUAGCAGCACAUAUCCAACCCUGCUCUUUGAUAUGGAUCAUCACAAUGGCAGCCUGUGCGAAGACUCCAGAUGUUCAUGUGACCUGUAUCUUCUCCAUGGACUGUAUAUUACCAUGUCAUUUUAAACCUGCGGAAGGAGAGGUCAUCCAUUGGUACAGAAAGAAGGCCCUCGUUCACAGCUUCUACAAUGGCAGUGACGUGCUGGAGCAGCAGGACGAGCAUUACAGAGGCAGGACAUUUCUCUUUCAGGGGCAGUUUGCCCAGGGCAAUGCUUCAUUGCUCCUUCAACGUAGUGGCAUCGAAGACAAAGGCAGGUACAGGUGCCAUGUCCGCACUGCACUGGGGGACCAGGAAUCUUACACCAUUGCAAAAGUGGAAGCCCCCAUAAGAACCAUGCAGAUGACCAGCCCCAGUGGGUACGAAGAGGUAACAUGCUCAUCUCAGGAUAUCUAUCCUGCGCCACAGCUAUUCUGGUCCACCGAUCCACCCGCACCGCCCGGCGCAAUAAAACCUACCACACGCAAAAUGGCCGACACUCUGGGCCUGUACUCUGUGGAGAGCAUGCAGAAGAGGCUGGGAAACCUUUCUGACUUCACCUACAUCUGCACCCUGAACUCCUACUAUGGCACACAGACGUGGAGUGCUUCACUAAGAGAAAGAGCAAUCUUCAGUGUGUCUGGAAAGGGGCUGACAAUCCCCUGCCUUGUUCCAAUGAAGUUCCACAACUUCACUCUCACCUGGACCCUCACCAGAGCAAGUAAGACGGAGGUCAUCCUCACGUACGACAGCCUGACCCGACAGAUCUCCAACCGCUGGAAGAACAAAGCAAGAUUGGACCCUAACCUGGUUCUGACAGGAAAUGGAUCCCUUUGGCUUCAGAACCUGGAGCAGUCAGCACAGACAGAAACCUACACCUGUGCAUUUUCAGCCUUCCAAAUCCAACAGCUUGUUCAAAACCAUGUCAGCUUCAUUGCAGCUAUUAAAGGUGGAAACCAGUCAAACCUUUGGAUCAUUGCUGUUGUAAUUGCAGCCUUGGCACUGUGCACUGCAGGCGUUAUUCUCUAUGCAAAACAAAGAGGUGACCACUCGCAACUAAGCAGGACCACAGAGGAUGCCACAGAAAUACAGCACAUGAUGAACGAAGGAGGCAAUAACACACAGGCCAAUAAUCAAGCCUUGUGACGUUGCAAUGCUACAGCCACCGCUGUGAGGACACCUCAAGAUCUUCCACCUCCACACCGGACACUGCAAACAAUCAGUGCAUAAAUAUAUGGACAGAUAGUACAAUGUAAUUAAGACGGAUGCAGACAAAGAAUUGCAAAAGUAUUAUGGUUCUACCGUUCCGUGUAGAAUGGCUGAGGCUGCACUGUUUGCAAAUGCAAUGAUACUAUUCAUAUUUACAUCUGUUGGUAGAGAUGCACCAGUUCCAGAGUGAGCAGUCGGGUUUAAUAUUUAAUAUACUUAAAGGCUCAAUAUAUGAGCCUUUUACUGAAAUCUGUGGGCGAUCAAUCAACCAGUAGGGGUCACUAGAUAAAAAUGCAUGUGGAACCGUAUACUCAAACCUCGAAAUUCCUGGGCAAUGCAUAAUGCCCUGAGGAGCUCUGGGCCAGAGGUGGUCCUGCCAGGGUUUAAAUCUGAGGCUCGUCAGACUAAUCAGAAACAGCGGAGACUUUUGGUCCCCUAAAAUGGAGGGAAUACGUACAAAACGGGAUCCAAUUUGUACACAGAUCCCUCGAUAUGGAUGUAAAUACUCUCUAAUUAAAUCU